This is a messenger RNA of Panicum virgatum (switchgrass), 1653 nucleotides long. Its product is annotated as choline-phosphate cytidylyltransferase 2-like. The transcript is spliced from 8 exons. Bases 504 to 1418 code for a protein of 304 amino acids. Lineage: Eukaryota; Viridiplantae; Streptophyta; Magnoliopsida; Poales; Poaceae. Gene Ontology annotation, biological process: CDP-choline pathway. Gene Ontology annotation, molecular function: choline-phosphate cytidylyltransferase activity; phosphatidylcholine binding. The record is from RefSeq and is a predicted model, not a curated record.
AAAUGUGAGAAGCUACACAAUUGUUGCAUCCUCUUCUUCCUUUUGCGGGCAAACAAUCCAUUCCAAUGCAACAACACCAGUGGAGAAAAGGUUAUGUUUUUGGGUGAAAUAUCCGACAAAAAUAGCCUAUCAAACUUUUUUCAAAUGUCAAGGAUUUGCAGUAAUUUUUGUUCAUUCGCCUGUACAUUUCUUGAAAUGCGAAGGAUUUGCAGUAAAUGCUUUUGGAGUCCGAAGAAAAUCAGCAAUUUUACUAAUGAAUAAUCUCUGCAGCAUAAAGGACAUGCCCGUUCCGUAAAUAGCAACGGCCUCGCUCGAAUUGUGGGUCCCACAGUACUCUGCCAUCUAAAAACCGUCACUUUUUUCCAUCACUCUGCCGGUCGUUAUUUUCCCGCGUCCACCGAAACCGCUGGUGGCCUUUUCGUCGCCUGGAAGUCUCGAGUCUCGACACGGACCACGGCGAUUGGAGCGGACCGAAGCCAUUGGAGCAGGAUUGGCCGGUGCCGAUGAAGCCGGCGGAGGACGCGGCCGUCCCGACGGCGGCGCAGACGGAGUGGUACGACCCGAUGUCGCCGCCGGCGCCGCCGCAGCAGCAGCCGGCAGUGGAGGGGGUGGCGGGGACCUCGCCGUCGGUGAGCUCUGACGACGCACGGCCUCUCAGGGUGUACGCCGACGGCAUCUACGAUCUCUUCCACUUCGGCCAUGCGCGCGCGCUUGAACAGGCCAAGAAAUCAUUUCCCAACACCUACUUGCUCGUCGGUUGCUGCAGCGACGAGAUCACCCAUCGGUACAAAGGAAAGACCGUCAUGACCGAGGACGAGCGCUACGAGUCACUUCGGCAUUGCAAGUGGGUUGAUGAGGUUAUACCGGAUGCGCCAUGGGUGAUCAAUCAGGAGUUCAUUGACAAGCACAACAUUGACUACGUUGCGCACGACGCACUUCCGUAUGCUGACACCAGUGGAGCUGCCAACGACGUCUACGAAUUUGUGAAAGCAAUCGGAAAGUUCAAGGAGACCAAGCGCACUGAGGGCAUCUCGACAUCGGACAUCAUCAUGAGGAUCUUAAAGGAUUACAACCAGUACAUCAUGCGGAAUCUGACCCGUGGAUACAGCCGCAAAGACCUCGGCGUGAGCUAUGUCAAGGAGAAGCAACUGAGAGUGAACAUGGGGUUCAGCAAGCUAAGGGAGAAGGUGAAGGAGCAUCAAGAGAAGUUUCACAGUGCGGCGAAGAUAGCUGGAAGCAACCCCGUGGAGUGGAUGGAGAAUGCUGACCGUUGGAUUGUUGGGUUCCUCGAGAAGUUUGAGGAAGGUUGCCACAUGAUGGAAACUGCGAUCAAAGAUCGAAUUCAGGAGGGGCUGAAGAGGCAAAGCAGGUCGGAGUCGAACCUUUCUGGUGGUUCCGGGGAGGACUCGGACUCAUAAUGUCCUGUAACAUCCGGAUCAAUCAAACUAGACAAAAGGAGAACUGGAGAUCAUAUCCCUAAAGUUUGUGUUAUAGCAUGAGAUCGAUUAGCAUGUUACUGUAGAGCAUCAGGAAUCAUGAUUUAGUUGUACCAGGAGAUUGUGUACUAUUAAGAGCAAACAUAUUUCUGUAUGUAAUCAGUUGUUAUUCCUCAGUUGAGCAUCUGCAUCUGGCAUCCUGCUUGGUAUUGUUGCC